GCCGGGCGCCAUCUUGCUCGAGCGCCGGGCCGCGCUCGCCGGACGCCGCUCGCUCCCGGCCCCGCCGCGUCCCCCGCGCCUUGGGAAGAGCCCGGCGUGCGGCACGGAGGAUGCGGACGGGCCGAGCCGCUGCCGCAGCGUCGCGCCGUCCCCGGGGGCGGGUGCUGGCCGGCCCCGGCGGGCAGGGCGGCCCCGCCGAGGAUGAGCGCGGGCUGCGGGCGGGCCCCGCGGAAGAAAGCCCGGCCCGGCCCCAGCAGCCCCGGCGGCGGCUCCCAGGGAGAGCGGCAGGAGGGGCGGGGCAGCAGCUCCGCCACCGCCGUGGGGAACAAAGUUUGUAAACAGCAGACAAUUACCAGUUGGUUGGAGAAUAAAGGACCCAAGACAGCGGAGUCCAAAAGCUUGCACAGCAAAAUUAAUAACAAUACUGAAGCAAAUCCUAAGAUGACUUCCAUUAAAAAAGAGAACUUUGGUGAGCAUGAUGUGAAAAAUUUAGAGAAUACUUGUCAGCAAAAUAAUGCAAAAAUAUCUGUGGAAGUUGGUGCAAAGCAAGUAAAUUUGCCUCAGACAGGCAGCAUGUGUAACUGGGAGGCUGAGGAAAAAGAUGCAGUCUUAGAUACAGAUCCUGUGAAGGGGCUGCAGUCUGCAGAGCUCUUUAAAAAUGCCAACAUUGAUCAGAUGCACAAAACUGGCAAGCAGAGGGGCUCUGAAGAAAGCAGUGCCAGUUGGACUCAGAGGAAGGUAUCAGCAGGCCGGGCUUCAAAAGGAGGAAAUUCAAAACCUUCAAAAGACGUCGAGGCAGAUGGACAAGUGGCUUCAUGCAAUCCACAGAAGCUGAAGAGUUGCAGUUCUGUCUGUUUAACGGGUGAGCAAGAGGAAGGGGAUGUAGUUCCAGAAAGUCCACUUUCAGAUGCUGGUUGUGAUGCCUGUGUAUCUGAUCUUGGAGGUCCUGAGAAACUGAGCAAAUGUCAGAGCAGUUCAGGGGACUCUCCUGCUUUUGAGAAAGAAAGUGAACCAGAGUCACCAAUGGAUGUGGACAAUUCUAAAAAUAGCUGCCAUGGGUCAGAGGCUGAUGAAGAAACAAGUCCCUUUCUGGAUGAACGAGAGGAGAUUAAUAUGUCAAAACCCAUAAACAAAUCUUUUAGGAUUCAGUAUGGAGAUGCUGAAUUGGAGUCAAGGAAAUCACAUUUUUCUGCCAAGGGCUGUGAAAGCUUUGAGGAAGUAGAUAAUUCUGUUAAAGAGGACACUCUGCAUACAAAGGCACCUGGGAUCUCCUCUGCUCCAUCAUCAGAAUGCAAAGGUGCAAAACAGGCUGUGAAGAGAGACUCCAAAAUCACUUCUCACUUCAUGAGGAUACCUAAAGUUGAGGAGAAAAGCAGGAGAGAAAAGUGUGAAUUCAAACCCCAGAGGCCAGGAAGGAAGGUUCCGAAAUACACACCACCUCCUCUGCCGAGCAACAAGAAAUGGUUUGGAACCCCGAUUGAGGAGAUGAGGAGGAUGCCGGCGUGUGGGGCCCGGCUGCCCCACCUGCGACCCUCGGCCAACCACACUGUCACCGUCAGGGUAGAUCUUCUGAGGGAAGGAGAGGUACCUAAACCUUUUCCAACUCACUACAAAGAUUUAUGGGACAACAAGCAUGUUAAAAUGCCCUGCUCAGAACAAAAUUUAUACCCUGUAGAGGAUGAGAAUGGAGAUAGAACAGCUGGAAGUCGAUGGGAACUAAUCCAAACUGCCUUACUUAACAAAUUUACCUGCUCACAUGAUUUGAAGGAGGCCAUAUUGAGGUACAAUGUUGCUUAUUCCAAGAAAUGGGACUUCACAGCUCUUACUGACUUCUGUGAGAAGGUUCUUGAAGAUGCAGAGGCUCAACAUCUGUUCCAGUCCAUUCUCCCUGAUAUGGUCAAGCUGGCACUGUGUCUCCCUAGUAUCUGCACCCAGCCAAUACCUCUGCUGAAACAAAAGAUGAAUCACUCCAUCACAAUGUCCCAGGAGCAGAUCUCCAGCUUUCUGGCCAAUGCUUUCUUCUGUACUUUUCCACGUCGCAAUGCGAAGAUGAAGUCUGAGUAUUCCAGUUAUCCAGACAUUAACUUCAACAGGUUGUUUGAAGGGAGGUCACCAAGAAAGCCUGAAAAACUUAAGACCCUUUUCUGCUAUUUUAGAAGAGUCACAGAAAAAAAACCUACGGGAUUGGUGACGUUCACAAGGCAGUGUCUCCAGGAGUUUCCAGAUUGGGAGAGAUCUCAGAAAAAAUUAUCUAGAUUGCAUGUCACCUAUGAAGGCACCAUUGAAAACAAUGGACAAGGUAUGCUGCAGGUUGAUUUUGCAAACCGUUUUGUCGGAGGCGGUGUGACCGGGGCAGGACUAGUACAAGAAGAAAUUCGGUUUUUAAUCAAUCCAGAGCUGAUUGUAUCAAGGCUCAUCACUGAAGUCUUGGAUCACAAUGAAUGUCUUAUCAUCACAGGUACUGAGCAGUACAGUGAGUACACAGGCUAUGCAGAGACUUACCGCUGGGCAAGGAGCCACGAAGAUAAGACCCCUAGGGAUGAGUGGCAACGACGCUACACUGAAAUUGUUGCUAUAGAUGCAUUUCACUUCAGACGUUUCCUUGAUCAAUUUGGUCCAGAUAAAAUUAGAAGAGAGCUCAACAAGGCCUACUGUGGCUUCUCUCGACCCAACGUUCCACCUCAGCAUCUCUCUGCAAUAGCCACAGGAAACUGGGGAUGUGGUGCCUUUGGAGGGGACUCCCGAUUAAAAGCCUUAAUUCAGAUAUUGGCAGCUGCAGAGGCUGGACGUGAUAUUGUGUAUUUUACCUUUGGAGAUGUGGAGCUGAUGCGGGACAUUUACAGCAUGCAUACUUUUCUCUGUGAGAAGGGCCAAACUAUUGGGGACAUUUAUAGGCUGUUGCUGAGAUACUACAAUGAACAAUGCAGGAACUGUUCUACUUCAGGACCAGAUGUCAAGCUGUACUCUUUCAUAUACAACACCCUUGAGUCCUAUGCACAUUCUACUGAUGAUGAUGAGGAGGAUGAAGAAAAAGGGUUGUGCUUUGAAGAUUAAAAUAAAUGUAUUUGAUCAGAAUAAUGUUUAUCUCCUCCCACUGGUAUAUUGUGUGAAUUGCUGGACAUAAUGAAUGAGCUGGCUUUAUUUAUAUUGACUGCAUUGGUAGUUAUGUAUAACACCCAAACAAAAAACCCCACAAACACCUUUGAGAGAUGAGAUUUAUUUGUUUGAUGGUUUGAUACAUGAAAACCUUGUUCAUGUGUGUACAGAGAAAAAUUCUUUGGUAAGUCUGGUUUGCAUUAUAUCUUGUUAAGUAGAAUAUUUUGGUACAUUUCACUUGAGAUUGCUAAAACCCUUCAGAUUUCCCUGUACUCCUUUGCCUUUAUUUUUCGGAGCUCUUAUAUAGAUUUCUCAUGGAGGCUUACAGCUGGAGUACAGACAGCCAUGGAACUCCUCGGAUGAUGUUAGAGGGAAGCAUUUUAAUGAUUGCUCUUACUGAAAAUUGUCAUAAUCCUUAAGAGUGCCAAGAUACCAUUGGUGUUCUUACCAAAGUUUUCAUUCUUUUAACUUAAAAUAUUCUGGGUCUAAUUAUUUUUUUUUUUAAUUGUUAAAAAUGGAAAAGUUCUGGGGGAGUCAAGAAUGCAUUUCACAACUGCACGGUCUUUACCAAAUUAGACAUAAAAAAUAGCAUAAACAAGUAGAGAAAGAACAACAAGAGUGACAAAAUGAGAAAUGUGACCAAAGCUGGAAGCAGAGGGAAAGAUUUUCACAUGAAACUCUUCAAUACCAUUUUGUUGGUGCUAUCUGUUACCACAUUGAACAAGGUUUUAGUCUAUUGGAAGCUUCUCAAGGUUCACUGCUUCUGACAAUAUUUGAGUUAAGGUCUGGUAGUUAUGUUCAUAUUGUCAUAUCAGUUCUCCUCUCAGUAUGCAUAUGUGUGAGUAUAAGAUCCCCAUGGGAUACGUGAGUGAGGAAACAAAUCACAUAUCAGUGGGAGGAAAGUCUGCUGGUUACAGAUAAGAACAUGAGGUCUUCUUAGGGAUUUCUGCCUGUGUCAUUUUAGACGUGAGAAUAACAGUGAAGUGUUGGCAAAACAUUUUAAAACCUGUGCUUUUACUAUCUGUGAAUACCAAAUUAGUGUUGCUGUAGUACAUUAAUAGUUUACACAAAACUGCAGAUACAUCUGUGAUAAAACUUUUUCAGGUCUAUGUACAGGGCAGAUCCAGUGAGACUUUUUUCUAUUUGUAUUUAAGCCCAGUUUAAGUUUCAGCCCAGAUUCCUAAGUUUAACCUCUUCUGUGUUAGGUUUUUAUUGUCUGUCAUAGUUGCUAUUACAAGUUAGCAAUACAAGUAAAAUCUGCAGCAGGAAAUGUAGUGACCUAAGUUUCUUAAUCAAUGAAUCCUUUUGAGUUAUGUCAGAUAAAACUCUCCAAGCCUCAAACACACCAUGGUAAUUAAAUGCUGGAAGCUGUUGGCAGUCUGGCUUAGAAUAAAUCACUCACUGCUUGAUCUGCUCUGGGGGAAGCAACGGGAAGGAGUCUGGGUCAUUUAUAAAUACCUUCAGGGAGCUGUACCUUGGCAUGAAUUCUAAGUGGGCAGCUUGCAGGUAUGUUACUUGGGAAGUGAUGGACACAGAGGUUUCUUCCUGUUCUUCCCACCAGGUGUAGGUUUCUCCACCCCCAUCCAUUUUGAGAAAAAAUUUUUGGCUAGAAUUUCAGGGUUUUUUCUGUGUUUGCAACCUGUGUCCUCAGAUUUAGCAGAAAUCUUUUCUCCUGCUCCUGGUGUUUCAGUGUUGGCUCAGAUUCUGGCAAUAGGAAUAACUGUUUUAUUAGCUCUUAUUUGAGCAUUUAGGUUCAAGUAUGAUAGUGCUUCUAGAUGCAUUGCUGAUGAUUGAUGUACCCUGGGAAUUAUGACAAGUGAUGGAAAACUGGUGCUAUCAGCCAAACCUUUUUCACCUUACUACUCAGGAUCUCGUAUAGAAGAGAUGAACAGAAUUUGUUCCAAAACAACUGGAAAAAAUAAAACAAAAAGCUUUAGAUGGCUAGAAAUGACCUCCCCUUUAUUAUAUAUAAAUCCUUCUUCUUUAGUGCAAUGUAGUCAUUGUGAGAAGUGAUUGGUCAGGUAUGAAAAAAUGUACCAAAAUAUGAUGGAAUGAAAUUCUACUUCAACUCUAGAAACAGAAAAAAUUAACUUUGGAGAGACUCUCAGAUGAUCAUAUUGUAGGUAUGCAGUUAAAAGAGUUCUUGCAGUGUCAAGUGCUUCCAGGAAGAUCCUAGUCUUUUUAUGCACUCUGUAGUUUCAGUGAUACUGAGCAUUUUCUAAUAUGGGAAGAAUGCCUUUUGUUUGAGAUCAUUCAUUAGGAUAUGUUUACCAUACCUUUUUCUCUAGUGAAUUAUGCUUGUAUGGACAGGAACAAAGGAAAAUAACUUCUUUUUCAUUUCAUGUGUUGUCUGAAAAAGAGUGAUAUAUCCUGGAUUCUAUCGUGUGUUCCUGAUCUCAUAAAGGACAACAUUGUAAGAACGCUUUGAAUAUGAUUUUGAUCACGGGCAGACUGAAGAUUAUUUUGUUGUUGUUGUUGUUGUUUGUUUUGGUUUUUUUUUUAAGCAAAAUGGCCCAGAAUUAGAUAGCAGUGGUGUUACAUUCCCAUGAUAUUCUAAUUCAGUAAAGAGCUGAACUGCCCAGAUUGCUGCAUGUCAGCCCAAUAAGUGCUCUACAUCUUUCUUUUUCUCCCCACCCAGCACUCCCCAUUUCCAAACUCCUUGAAAUGUUUCCUUUAGCUGGCGAUGCCUUCGGUGCUCUGGGGGAAGUGGUGUGGAAUGGAGAUGCCAGUGAUCUCCUUGUGCAGCCUAGAAAGCUUCAGGUUCACCCUUCCAGAAACCUGGUCAUGUAGCAUUCUAGGUUUGGGAUUUUUUAUUAUUUUAGGGAUGUUUGCUAUAUGAUUUACAAUAAAAAUUAACUUCCUAUCAAAACUUUCGUUUUAUACUUUUUAGCAGCUAAAUUGAAUGCUUAAUAUGAAACAACAACAGGCAGUCAUGUCGAUUGCAAUGUUGCCUCAUAGUCAAGUUUGGUGUCUGAGCACUUCUGUUGUUCUACAGCUCUUGCAGCUAAAUUGCUCAGUUUUGAUGUUUCCUUAUCCAAUGAGGAGUAUCCAAUACUGUAUAUAUUAAUUUAUAAACUGUUAAAGUGUUCCUGACAUUCUUCUAAACUUACAGUUUAUGCACCAUUAUAUUGUAUUGAUUUUUCUGGAUCUGUAUGCUAAUGUUUACAGAAUUUUGUAGGAAUACAAUUAAAAAAUUCUGAUUGAAGCCAUGUUGUGUAAUUUGUCACUUAAUGUACUUUCCAGGACAGAAGAAUUCCAGCACAUUUGAAUGCACAGGGCAUAAUAUUGCAGAUAGUUCUAGCAGUAAACUGACACAUAACACAGAGCUGAGAAAUUUAUUCUUCCUGUACAGUAUUGUGGUAGUUGCUUCUGCCUGCACAGCACUGUAAAACACAAUCAGCUACUGUAAAUUGGAAGAGUGUCAGUGUGAGUGUGGGGUUUCAUCCAUGUGUAUGGCCGUAUGCAGAUAUUCUGAUGUUUCCAAGCUUUUGGUAAGCAAGUAGAUGUUGGAUUAUUCAUUGAACUUCAUGAAGGAAAUGUCACUAAAUAAAAGCAAAUAACCCUCUAAAAAUAUAUAAAUAAUUAACAUGUUGUAUAGGGGUUUUUAGGGUUUGU
Camarhynchus parvulus is the source of this 6711-nucleotide messenger RNA. RefSeq names its product poly(ADP-ribose) glycohydrolase (gene PARG). Gene Ontology annotation, molecular function: poly(ADP-ribose) glycohydrolase activity. The record is from RefSeq and is a predicted model, not a curated record. Gene Ontology annotation, cellular component: cytoplasm; nucleus. Gene Ontology annotation, biological process: ATP generation from poly-ADP-D-ribose; regulation of DNA repair; carbohydrate metabolic process. NCBI's taxonomy places the organism in Eukaryota, Metazoa, Chordata, Aves, Passeriformes, Thraupidae.